This is a messenger RNA of Trichosurus vulpecula (common brushtail), 5234 nucleotides long. RefSeq names its product HECT, C2 and WW domain containing E3 ubiquitin protein ligase 1 (gene HECW1). The transcript has 27 exons. NCBI's taxonomy places the organism in Eukaryota, Metazoa, Chordata, Mammalia, Diprotodontia, Phalangeridae. The record is from RefSeq and is a predicted model, not a curated record. Bases 34 to 4887 code for a protein of 1617 amino acids. Gene Ontology annotation, molecular function: protein binding; ubiquitin-protein transferase activity. Gene Ontology annotation, biological process: regulation of dendrite morphogenesis.
CUGUACCAGAACCGAUUUCUCGGCCUGGCCGCCAUGGCCUCUCCAUCGAGGAACUCCCAGAGUCGGCGCCGGUGUAAAGAGCCUCUUAGGUACAGCUACAACCCUGACCAGUUCAACAAUCUCGACCUCAGGAAUGGGCCACACGACCCAGUCACCAUUCCUCGGUCCACCAGCGACACGGACCUGGUCACCUCCGACAGCCGCUCCACACUCACAGUCAGCAGCUCCUGCUACUCCAUAGGCCAUUCCCAGGAUCUGAUCAUAUACUGGGACAUCAAGGAGGAGGUGGAUGCGGGGGACUGGAUCGGCAUGUACCUCAUAGAUGAGGUCUUGUCUGAAAACUUCCUGGACUACAAGAACCGUGGAGUCAGUGGUUCUCAUCGGGGCCAGAUCAUCUGGAAGAUUGAUGCCAGUUCCUACUUCGUGGAGUCUGAAACCAAGAUUUGCUUCAAAUACUACCAUGGAGUGAGUGGGGCUCUGCGAGCGACCACCCCCAGCGUAACAGUCAAGAAUUCGGCAGCUCCUAUUUUUAAAACUAUUGCCAAUGAUGAGGCUGCCCAGGGCCAAGGAAGCCGGAGGCUGAUCAGCUUCUCUCUCUCAGAUUUCCAGGCCAUGGGGCUGAAGAAAGGGAUGUUCUUUAACCCAGAUCCUUAUCUGAAGAUUUCCAUCCAGCCGGGGAAGCACAGCAUCUUUCCGGCUCUUCCUCACCAUGGCCAGGAGAAGAGGUCUAAGAUCAUAUGUAACACUGUGAACCCCAUCUGGCAAGCUGAGCAUUUCAGCUUCGUUUCCCUUCCUACCGAUGUGCUAGAGAUUGAGGUGAAAGACAAGUUUGCCAAGAGUCGCCCCAUUAUCAAACGCUUCCUGGGGAAGCUGUCCAUGCCUGUGCAAAGGCUUCUGGAGAGACACGCUAUCGGGGACAGAGUGGUCAGUUAUACCCUGGGCCGCAGGCUCCCGACUGAUCACGUCAGUGGACAGCUCCAGUUCCGAUUUGAGAUCACCUCCUCCAUGCACCCAGCAGAUGAUGAGGAGAUCUCCAUGAACACUGACCCUGAACCAGCUGAGCUUCAGGAGAACACUCUGAACAAUCUGAUGGAGGUCAGCCUCCCUGAGGAGACCACAUGUGUCCAGCUGGAGGGGGAGGAGAGCAGGGAGCUGGGUCAGCCAGACAGGGGCAGAGAGGUGAAUGGUUUUGGCAGCGACAGCCUGGAGGGCCCCAGGCCACCUGAGGAGUCCGGCAAAGAGGCAGGAGAAGAUGGCGAGGAUCAUAGUGAGGCUGCUGAGAUUUCUGAGCCUGUGCCAGCAGAGGAGCUGCCCUCACUCAGUGCGGAGGACCUCGAUGCGUGCCCAGACACUCCUCCUCCUCCUCCUCCUCCCUCUCCUCCCCCACCCCUGGAAACCAGCAAUGGCCUCUCAGCCACACAAGAUGAUGGAGAAGCUCCCCCUAGUGCAGAGGAAUUGGGGGCAGAGGAGGCCGGGCCCGAGCCCCUGGCUGGUGAGGGUCAGGAGAAGGAGGAGGAGGAGGAGGAGCAGGUGGACGAGGGGGAGGAGGAGGCCGAGGGGGACGAAGGCCUGACUGACUUGCAGCCGGAAAAGGACGGCCUUCGCCUGCGGCCCUCGGUGAAAAGGAAAAGCCGGCCAUGCUCUCUGCCGGUGUCCGAGCUGGAGACUGUCAUUGCGUCGGCCUGUGGCGAGCCCGAGACCCCACGCACACACUACAUUCGGAUCCAUAACCUGCUGCAUAGCAUGCCCUCGGCUCAGGGGGGCCGCGGCGCAGAGGAGGAGGAAGAGGGCGCAGAGGAGGAGUCCACGGUGAAGGACGUUUCCGAGAAGGACGUGGUCAGUGAGGCUGAGACCGUGGCUCUGGACCCACUGCACCUUGAAGACGGGCCGGAGGCAGGGGAUGCAGAGAUGGGCAGUGCCAGCUUGGUGCCCCACAGUCCAUCUGUCCAGCGUCUCUUGGAUCUGAACAGCGGCUCUUUCACAGACAGCGAGCCCCGUCCCAGCACCGGCAGCGAGAGUGACUCCAGCCCCCGGCAGGGCCGCGACAAUGACUUUGAGGGCUGUGACACGUCCUGCUACAGCACUUCCUGCUACAGCACGUCCUGCUACAGCACGUCCUGCUACAGCACCUCCUGCUACAGCCCAUCCUGCUACGAAGGUAACAACCGCUUCUCCAGCCACACGCGCUUCUCCUCCGUGGACAGCGCCAAGAUCUCCGAGAGCACCGUCUUCUCCUCGCAAGACGACGAGGAGGAGGAGAACAGUGCGUUUGAGUCUGUGCCAGGCUCGGUGCCCAGCCCGGAGCUGGACAGGGAGGCCGGCGAUGGCACCGCUGCCUGGCCAGACGAGCUGGCUGCUCCCCAUGGGAAUGCCACAAGAACAGCAGAUGGGCUCGAGUCCCCAAGCGCGGGACCAAGCAACCGGAGAGAAGGUGAUUGCCCUUUACUCCAAAACUCUCAGCCAGUCGGCCUGCUUCCCUCCCUGAGGCCUGACCACCAUCACUACCCUACUAUCGAUGAGCCUCUUCCACCAAACUGGGAAGCUCGUAUAGACAGCCACGGGAGGGUAUUUUACGUGGAUCACGUCAACAGAACAACCACAUGGCAACGUCCAACAACAGCAGCCACUCCCGAUGGGAUACGGCGUUCGGGGUCUAUUCAGCAGAUGGAACAGCUCAACAGAAGGUACCAGAACAUCCAGCGCACCAUGGCCACGGAACGCUCCGAAGAGGACUCUGGAGGCCCGGCAGGCCCUGAGCAGGCUCUAGCUGGAGGAGGCGGUGGUGAUGGAGGUGGUGGUAGUGGUGGCGGAGGAGGAGGCAGUGACUCUGAGGCAGACUCUUCUCAGCCAAACUUAGAGCUGGGGAGAGAAGGGUCGCUUUCCCCUGGGAACUCUCAGAAAAUCACGCUGUUGCUUCAGUCUCCGGCCGUCAAGUUCCUCACCAACCCUGAGUUCUUCACCGUACUGCAUGCCAACUAUAGUGCCUACCGCGCCUUCACCAACAGCACCUGCCUGAAGCACAUGAUCUUGAAGGUCCGUCGGGAUGCUCGGAACUUCGAACGCUACCAGCACAACCGCGACCUGGUGAACUUCAUCAACAUGUUUGCAGACACCCGCCUGGAGUUACCCCGAGGCUGGGAAAUCAAAACUGACCAGCAGGGCAAGUCUUUUUUUGUGGAUCACAACAGUCGAGCAACCACUUUCAUUGACCCCCGGAUCCCUCUUCAGAAUGGACGUCUACCCAACCACCUGACCCACAGGCAGCAUCUCCAACGACUUCGCAGCUACAGUGCUGGGGAGGCAUCGGAAGUCUCUCGGAAUCGAGGAGCUUCCCUCCUGGCCAGGCCUGGGCACAGCCUUGUAGCCGCCAUCCGGAGCCAGCAUCACCAUGAGUCAUUACCUCUGGCGUAUAAUGACAAGAUUGUCGCGUUCCUCCGCCAGCCAAACAUUUUUGAAAUGCUACAGGAGCGUCAGCCGAGCCUGGCCAGGAACCACACACUCAGGGAGAAGAUCCAUUAUAUCCGCACAGAGGGCACCCAUGGGCUUGAAAAACUGUCCUGUGAUGCAGAUUUAGUCAUCCUGCUAAGCCUCUUUGAAGAGGAGAUCAUGUCCUACGUCCCCCUCCAGGCCGCCUUCCACCCCGGCUACAGCUUUUCCCCGAGGUGUUCCCCCUGCUCGUCACCCCAGAACUCGCCAGGCUUACAAAGAGCCAGCGUGAGAGCUCCCUCACCCUACAGGAGAGACUUCGAAGCCAAACUCAGAAAUUUCUACCGAAAACUUGAAGCCAAAGGAUUUGGGCAGGGUCCCGGGAAAAUAAAGCUCAUCAUACGGCGGGACCACUUGCUGGAAGGAACCUUCAACCAAGUGAUGGCUUAUUCCCGUAAAGAACUCCAGAGGAACAAGCUCUAUAUCACGUUUGUUGGAGAGGAGGGCCUGGACUACAGCGGACCCUCGAGAGAAUUCUUCUUCCUUCUGUCUCAGGAGCUCUUCAACCCCUAUUACGGCCUCUUUGAGUAUUCCGCCAAUGACACGUACACAGUCCAGAUCAGCCCCAUGUCUGCCUUUGUGGAAAAUCACCUCGAAUGGUUUCGCUUCAGCGGCCGCAUCCUGGGCCUUGCCCUCAUCCACCAGUACCUCCUGGACGCGUUCUUCACGAGGCCCUUCUACAAGGCCCUGCUCCGGCUGCCCUGUGACCUGAGUGACCUGGAGUACCUGGAUGAGGAGUUCCACCAAAGCCUGCAGUGGAUGAAGGACAACAACAUCACGGACAUCUUGGACCUCACCUUCACGGUGAACGAAGAGGUGUUUGGACAGGUGACAGAAAGAGAGUUGAAAUCUGGGGGUGCAAAUACGCAGGUGACGGAAAAGAACAAGAAGGAGUACAUCGAGAGGAUGGUGAAGUGGCGGGUAGAGCGAGGCGUCGUGCAACAAACAGAGGCCCUGGUCCGAGGCUUCUAUGAAGUUGUGGACUCGAGGCUCGUCUCCGUCUUUGAUGCCAGGGAGCUGGAGCUGGUCAUCGCCGGCACUGCGGAGAUCGACCUGAAUGACUGGCGCAACAACACAGAGUACCGAGGAGGUUACCAUGAUGGGCAUAUCGUAAUCCGGUGGUUCUGGGCAGCGGUGGAGAGGUUCAACAACGAACAAAGGCUACGAUUACUUCAAUUUGUUACUGGAACCUCAAGUGUGCCCUAUGAGGGCUUUGCUGCUCUCCGUGGGAGCAAUGGGCUCCGCCGCUUCUGUAUAGAAAAAUGGGGGAAAAUAACCUCCCUUCCCAGGGCACACACGUGUUUCAACCGCUUGGAUCUUCCACCGUACCCCUCCUACUCCAUGUUGUACGAGAAGCUACUGACCGCUGUUGAAGAGACCAGCACCUUUGGUCUGGAGUGAGGAGAGGGGAGCGCUCUUGGGGCUGCCCCACUGUGGCCACUGACAUCACCCUCUCUACCCCGCUUCCCAUAGUUUGGGCAUCUCAUGAUUUUGUUUUCAAACCAAAUCAGGAUUGACAAAAGCUGUGCAUGAAGAACUAACUGCCUUCUUCUCCAAUGUCACCUUCAGGCUUCCAUUCUCUCCAGGUUCUCAAUGGACUGCUAGCUCGUAUGCAAUAUUUACAAACAACCCUAUUGAGGUCUGUGUGUAUCUCUCUGCAUACCUCCAUUACUAACAAUGAAAUGCGAAUGCAAGUUAUGCUACACUUGACCAAAUGUUAAUCAAUGUUUACUUUCAUCCAGACUGAU